Venustampulla echinocandica is the source of this 3222-nucleotide messenger RNA. RefSeq lists its product as uncharacterized. Gene Ontology annotation, molecular function: mRNA binding; protein binding. The transcript has 3 exons. The coding region runs from base 1 to 3222 and encodes 1073 amino acids. The record is from RefSeq and is a predicted model, not a curated record. Gene Ontology annotation, cellular component: DSIF complex. Lineage: Eukaryota; Fungi; Ascomycota; Leotiomycetes; Helotiales; Pleuroascaceae. Gene Ontology annotation, biological process: regulation of transcription by RNA polymerase II; transcription elongation by RNA polymerase II; regulation of DNA-templated transcription elongation.
AUGGCUACCGCGAACCUCGUCAAUGCCCAAUUCGACGACAGCGAGGAUGAAGAUGAUAACUUCAACCCCCAACCAGCCGAUCUUUCAGGUGGGGAAGAAGGUGGCGAAUCCGACCACGACAAUGACGCCGGAGCGCAAAUACAGAAUGAAAAUGCGAAUGCCAAACAGCAGGUAGACGAGGAUGAGGAGUCCGACGAUGGGGGCGAUGCGGAUGGUCCGAAACGUGCUUCUGGUGAUCAGGAGAAUGGGGAGGAUGAAGAAGAAGAGGUUGAGGAUGAGGAAGAGGAGGAAGAGGAAGAAGAGGAUGAUGAGGAAGAGAUUACAGGCCAUAGAAGAAAACGCAGAAGAGAGGGCCGCAAUGUCUUCCUCGACGUCGAGGCCGAGGUCGAUGAGGACGAAGAUGAGAAUGAAGAUGAUGAAGACGAGCUGAACGAAAUGAAAAACGAUUUCAUUGACCCCAAUGAUAUCGCAGAUCUCCCAGCUGGCGGCGACACAGAUGACAGGCGACACAGGGAGUUGGACAGGAGGCGGGAAAUGGAGGCAAGUCUCGACGCGGAAAAGCAAGCCGAGAUUCUACGACAACGGUAUGCCAAUAAAGGCCGUUCCGGAAGAGGUCUUGGAGAUUCUGCUGUAGUACCAAAGCGACUUCUGCUACCUAGUGUCGAUGAUCCCAGUAUCUGGGCGGUUAGGUGCAAGGAGGGCAAGGAACGGGAGGCCGUUUUCUCUAUCAUGAAGCGGAUUGAAGAAAGGAUGGGGACUAAGGACGAGCUUGCUAUCACAUCGGCCUUCGAGCGGGGUGGCACACAAUCUACGAUGAAAGGUUUCAUAUACGUGGAGGCUCAGCGUCAAGCGGACAUCAUGACCGCCUUAGAUGGGCUGAUGAACGUGUAUCCACGAACCAAGAUGAUGCUGGUUGAGAUCAAAGAGAUGCCAGACCUACUUAGGGUUACGAAAACUCCUGUACUCGAACCCGGAGCUUAUGUGCGACUCAAGCGACCACCAAAGUACGCUGGAGAUCUUGCCCAGGUUAUUGAUGUUACAGAUAGUGGGCUCGAAUUGAGAGUUCGAUACGUGCCUCGUCUCGAUUAUGGUCUUCAUGACGAUAUAAAUGCACCUGCAGACUCCUUCGGCGCCGCCAAGCGAAAAAGAGCGACUGCAGGCCCUCGACCGCCUCAACGGUUAUUCUCAGAAGUCGAGGCAAAGAAACGACAUGCGAAGUACUUACAAGGAAAUCCGAACACAAAGACGUGGACUUACCUUGGUGAUGAGUAUAUCAAUGGCUAUUGCGAGAAGGACGUCAAAAUCCAAACUCUUAUCACCAAAGAUGUCAACCCGACACUAGAGGAAGUCACCAGGUUUGCAUCUGGUGCAGAAGAUGGUACAGAAAAUUUGGAUCUCAAUGCUUUGGCUGCGAGUUUGAAAGCAAGCACUGCAAAUGCGUCGUACUUGCCUGGCGAUAUUAUCGAAGUCUAUGAGGGUGAGCAGAAGGGCGUUAUUGGAAAAGCGGUAUCCGUCCAAGGCGAUAUCGUCACAAUGGCCGUAUCCGAAGGCGAUCUUAGAGGGCAGACCAUCGAAGUGCCUGUGAAGGGACUUCGGAAGAGAUUUAGAGAAGGUGAUCAUGUGAAGGUUAUUGGUGGCAGUCGAUUCCGAGAUGAAGUAGGCAUGGUUGUCAAAAUCGUGGACGAUCGAGUGACGCUUUUGAGUGACCAUGGCAACACGGAGAUUACGGUUUUCAGCAAAGAUCUACGGGAAGCCAGCGAUUCGGGUGGUAGCGGGUCGCUGGGCCAGUUCGAGCUCUGGGAUUUGGUUCAACUAGAUCCAUCCACCGUGGGAUGCGUUGUCAAGGUUGAUCGGGAAUCGCUAGUUGUCCUAGACCAAAACAACCAAAGACGGACAGUCAUGCCAUCUCAAAUUUCCAACAAGUUGGAGAAACGCCGCAACGCAGUUGCAACUGAUCGCAAUGGUUCUGAAGUUCGGCACGAGGAAAUGGUCAAAGAACACGGCGGAGAAGGUCGAUCUGGGAAGAUUAUCCACAUUCAUCGAUCGUAUCUCUUCCUCCGCAACCCGGCACAAAGUGAAAAUGCCGGUGUUUUUGUCGCGCGUACAACGAGUGUCACUAGUGUCGCUGCGGCAAAGGGUGGCCGGUCAAACGCUACAGGUCCUGACCUCAAUGCAAUGAAUCCGGCGUUGAAACGCAACACUGGAGCUAAUGGUGGUGACAUGCCACCUCCGAAACAAGUUGGUAGGGAUCGAGCUAUCGGCCAGACCGUUACUAUCCGCAAAGGCGUCUACAAAGGAUUGCUCGGCAUAGUGAAAGAGACAAACGAGUCCAAUGCUCGUGUCGAACUUCAUACAAAGAAUAAAAUUGUCAGCGUACCUAAAGAUAUUCUGGCGUUCAAGGACAAACAUACCGGAGCAAGCAUUGAUCCCAACUCCCGAGGAGGUCACGGUGGCAGGGGAGGCUUUGCUCCACGUGGUAGAGGUGGUUUUGGUGGAGCUACUCCUGGCGGAUGGGACGGUGGCCGUACGCCAAUGGCAGGUGGAGUUGAACGUACCCCGGCCUGGGGUGCAGGACGAACACCUGCUGCUGCCAACGGUGGUCGAACUCCAGCCUGGAAGUCCUCUAGUGAUGCCUCUGGUGGUCGAACGCCUGGAUGGGCUGAUGGAUCUCGAACUGUCAAUCCUUACGAUGGUAGUCGAACUUCUUAUGGUGGUGGAAAUAGGACACCCGCGUGGAAUUCGGGCGCUAAGACUCCUGCGUAUGGAAUGUCAGAUGGGUUUGCAGCAGGCUCUAAGACUCCCGGAUAUGGUGGAGGCGAUGCUUGGGGCUCCAAGACCCCAGCCUAUCAACAACCAACUCCAACUAAUAACGACAAUUGGGGAUCAAAUCAACAACCUUCCAAUGGUUGGGGCUCGAAUCCGUACGACGCACCGACACCUGGCGCGCACGCUGCCCCCACUCCUGCAGCUAUGAACGCUCCCACACCUGGCGCCUAUUCUGCUUCUACACCAGCUCCCUACAACGCGCCGACUCCAGCUGCAGCGCCAACUCCAGCCCCUGGAUGGGGGGGCGGGUGGGGUGCGCCAACGCCCCAGGCCAUGGAUGCACCGACUCCUGGUGGGCAGCAAGGCUAUUAUGCUGCACCGACGCCUGGAGCAUAUGGCAUGCCGGAGACGCCUGCGGCUAACUGGCAGGAUGACGGACCUCGUUAUGUUGACUGA